This is a messenger RNA of Ochotona curzoniae (black-lipped pika), 2333 nucleotides long. RefSeq names its product glucosylceramidase beta (gene GBA1). Gene Ontology annotation, molecular function: glucosylceramidase activity. Bases 159 to 1769 code for a protein of 536 amino acids. The record is from RefSeq and is a predicted model, not a curated record. Gene Ontology annotation, biological process: glucosylceramide catabolic process. NCBI's taxonomy places the organism in Eukaryota, Metazoa, Chordata, Mammalia, Lagomorpha, Ochotonidae. The transcript is spliced from 11 exons.
GCCUACCUCCUUUUGGUGCCGGAAUGAGCCCGGGAGGCGAAUUCCAUGGCUGUAGCCAGGGUUGAUAGCUGCAUCUUUGUUUUCAUUCAGCGGCUCCUCCAUCUCUCCGAGAUUCUGGUAUCUUUGCAGCUUUUUCCUUAUCCGGUGACCCCAAGGUGAUGGAGUUUUCCCAGCCUUACAGAAAGGCAGGUGCCAAGCACAGGGGCAGGGUAGCCGGCAUGGCUGCCAGCCUCCCAGUCUUGCUUCUCCUUCAGGCAUUGUCAUGGGCAUCAGGUGCUCGUCCCUGUAUCCCUAAAAGUUUUGGCUACAGCUCCGUGGUCUGUGUCUGCAAUGCCACAUACUGUGACUCCCUCGACCCCCUGACUUUUCCUGCCCUUGGCACCUUCAGCCGCUAUGAGAGCACACGCAGCGGGCGAAGGAUGGAGCUGAGUACUGGGAGCUUCCAGGCCAACCGCACGGGUGCAGGGCUGCUCCUGACCCUGCAGCCAGAGGAAAAAUUCCAGAAAGUGAAGGGGUUUGGAGGGGCCAUGACAGACGCAGCCGCCCUCAACAUCCUUGCUCUGUCACCUUCUGCCCAGGACCUGCUUCUGAAAUCCUACUUCUCUAAAGAAGGAAUUGAAUACAAUAUUAUCCGGGUGCCCAUGGCCAGCUGUGACUUCUCCAUCCGCACCAAUACCUAUGCCGACACCCCCGAGGACUUCCAAUUGCAUAACUUCAGCCUCUUGGAAGAAGACACCAAGCUCAAGAUCCCCCUGAUUCACCGAGCCCUGAAGAUGGCCGAGCGCCAUGUCUCGCUCUUUGCCAGCCCCUGGACUUCACCUACGUGGCUCAAGACCAAUGGGGCAGUGAAUGGGAAAGGGACACUCAAAGGUCAACCAGGGAAUAUCUACCAUCAGACCUGGGCCAGAUACUUUGUGAAGUUCUUGGAUGCCUAUGCUGAGAAUAAAUUACAGUUCUGGGCAGUGACAGCCGAGAAUGAGCCUUCAGCAGGGAUGAUCAGUGGGUACCCCUUCCAAUGCCUGGGCUUUACCGCUGAACACCAGCGAGAUUUCAUCGCUCGUGACCUGGGUCCUGCCCUUGCCAACAGUAGUCAUAAAGAUGUCCGCUUGCUGAUAUUGGAUGACCAGCGUUUGCUGCUGCCCCGCUGGGCACAGGUGGUACUCACAGACCCAGAGGCAGCUAAGUACGUUCAUGGCAUCGCUGUACACUGGUACCUGGACUUUCUGGCUCCAGCGAAAGCUACCCUAGGGGCGACACACCGCUUAUUCCCCAACAUUACCCUCUUCGCCUCAGAGGCCUGUGUGGGCUCCAAGUUCUGGGAACAGAGUGUGCGGCUGGGCUCCUGGGACCGCGGGAUGCAGUACAGCCACAGCAUCAUCACGAACCUCCUCUACCAUGUGGUCGGCUGGACUGACUGGAAUAUUGCCCUGAACCCCGAGGGGGGCCCCAACUGGGUGCGCAACUUUGUCGACAGUCCCAUCAUCGUGGAUAUCGCCAAGGAUACAUUUUACAAACAGCCCAUGUUCUACCACCUUGGCCAUUUCAGUAAAUUCAUUCCUGAGGGCUCCCAAAGAGUGGGGCUGAUGGUCAGUGACAAGAAUGACCUGGACACAGUGGCCCUGUUGCAUCCCAACGGCUCUGCGGUCGUGGUUGUACUCAAUCGCUCCUCCAAGGACGUGCCUCUUACCAUUAAGGAUCCUGCCAUGGGCUUCCUGGAAACGAUCUCACCUGGUUACUCCAUCCACACUUAUGUGUGGCGUCGCCAGUGAUGGAAGAAGCAGACACCCCAGGAGGCAUGGGCAUUAAAGGGACAAAGACAGCAUACAUGCUGUGAUUCCACAGGACUGCAGCGGGGCAGGGGGAUGAAGCAGCUACCAGUGGUGUGACCCCAGGGGCAGCAGCUUAGGUGACUUAUUUCCCCCCUUUAGUUGGUGCUAGGGGCUAGAGCCCCCUAAAACACCCACCAGUGGAAAGAUCAGGAAGCCCUGGGGGACCCAACCCUGCGCGUGUAUAAGCGUGUGCUGUGCUACGUGUUGGUUGCCUGUGGAAGUUGGGUCCAGGCCCAGGCUAAGCUCACUGUAUAAACACAAGUAGGGGUGUAGGGAGGGGGGUGCAGGGAAGAUGUUGCUUAAGGGAAAGAAAAAAGAGACAGGGAAGUUGGAUGCAAAACUGAAGAAAAACAGGACUGUAUCUUUGCUGGAGAUGCAGAAUGGAGCUAUGCAGAAAUAAUGUAGGAGGUUCCAUUGCCUUUUUUGGUGCCUUUUCUGGCCAAAGACAGAAACAAAACAAAACAAAAAACAGGCAGCCCUCUAAAGAGAGGACAUUUGAUCCCA